AUGACAGAUUCCAACGGCACAGCUUCUGCCACGCAGAAUGGCAAACGCCGUGCCGAAGAAGACCCAUCUCAAGAUGACCUUCCGCAACCCUACAACGCGCAGCAGCUUCAACCCGCCAAACGCCGCGCCCUAUCCCCCUCCGAGCAGCCUCGCAAGCAGAAGCGACCUGGCGCACGCGCUCGCAUCUCCGAAUCGCAGCGCGAGGCGUAUCGGCAACGUCAAGCCCAGCGUGAGCGCGAGACCGAAGAACUAGCGCGAGCACAACGCGAACAAGACGCUCGCCGAGGCGGAUUGCACGACGUCGUCAGAGAACACUACAACAAUGUCCCGCAGCGUGGACGAGAGUGGCGGACAACAGACAGUAAAAUCAAGGGACUGCGUGUCUUCAACAAUUGGAUCAAGAGUUGCAUUAUCCAGCGAUAUUCGCCUGACGAAGACCACACCCCCGGGUCGCGCGAGCAGGGGCGCUCUUCCGGCAGAGAGCUCUGUGUCUUGGACAUUGGUUGUGGCAAAGGUGGCGAUCUCAACAAGUGGCAGGCUGCGCCUCAGCCAAUUCAGCUUUACGUCGGCCUUGAUCCAGCAGACGUCUCUAUCGCACAGGCCAGGGAACGCUAUAACCAGCUCAGAUCGCGCGGCGGCCGCGGCGGGCGUCGGGGCCGCCUUUUCGAUGGGCGAUUCCAUGUGAAAGAUUGCUAUGGUGAAUCGAUCGAGGAUCUACAAAUCAUCCAGCACAUGGGCUUCGACCCGUCACCAAUGAACCACCGCGGCUUCGAUGUGGUGACCAUGAUGUUUUCUAUGCACUACGCAUUUGAAUCUGAGGAGCGCGCGCGGACUAUGCUACGCAAUGUUGCCGGAGCACUGAAGAAAGGCGGGCGUUUCAUUGGUUGUAUUCCCAAUUCUGAUGUUCUUGGCCAGCAUGUCCGAGAGUUCAACAAGAAACAAGCAGCCAAACGGGCGGGUGCGAGCGGCGAGGAGAAGAAAGACGCCGAAAAGAGCAACGGGGAUGAUGAUCAGCCGUUGAUUGCCGAGUCACCUCCCCCGUCAGAUGAUGGCCAGCCCCUUAUUGCGGAAUCGCCCCCUGGCUCUCCCCUCGCACAGCCUCUUAUUGUUGCGACCCCGGAGCCAGAGGAACCAUCCGUCGAGAUCAACAACCACGCGCAAGGCGACAAGACACCAGAGCCCACGGAGCCCGAAGCCGAAGUAGGUACAGGAGCGUCCGAGCCAUCGGCAUCCCAGGAGGAUGACAAAGCCGAUGACAAGGAGGAAGGUGAAGUGGCUGUUGAACCGAGCGCGGAAUGGGGCAACUCCAUCUAUCGAGUCCGCUUCCCCGGCAAGACGCCAGAGGACGGCAUUUUCCGCCCGCCUUUUGGCUGGAAGUACAGCUUCUUCCUCGACGAGGCCGUCGAAGAGGUGCCCGAAUACGUUGUGCCGUGGGAGGCUUUCCGUGCCCUGGCUGAUGACUUCAACCUCGAGCUGCAGUUUCAUCGUACAUUUAGAGAGAUUUACGAGGCAGAGAAGGAUGACCGGGAAAUGGGCCCUUUGAGCGAGAGGAUGGGCGUCCGUGAGAGAGGCGGCGGCAGAUUGUUGGUGUCGGACGAGGAGAUGGAGGCGGCGAGCUUCUAUAUCGGCUUCUGCUUCUACAAGGUCUAG
Messenger RNA from Emericellopsis cladophorae, 1650 nucleotides. RefSeq lists its product as uncharacterized. Gene Ontology annotation, biological process: 7-methylguanosine mRNA capping. The coding region runs from base 1 to 1650 and encodes 549 amino acids. The record is from RefSeq and is a predicted model, not a curated record. The transcript has a single exon. Gene Ontology annotation, cellular component: nucleus. Gene Ontology annotation, molecular function: mRNA 5'-cap (guanine-N7-)-methyltransferase activity. Lineage: Eukaryota; Fungi; Ascomycota; Sordariomycetes; Hypocreales; Bionectriaceae.